UCAUCUCCUCACACUGACUACAACCGCUCACUUCUUCUCAUCCCUAUGGAUCCAACUGAAUCUCAGCCACUCAGACACCGCCACGUGGUGGCCCUGCCUUGGCCCGGAAGAGGCCACAUAAACCCGAUGAUGAACCUCUGCAAACGCCUCGUCCUCCGUGACACCAACCUCAUCGUCACAUUCGUCGUCACCGAAGAGUGGCUCGGGCUCAUCGGACCCGACCCGAAACCCGACCGGAUCCAUUUCGCCACUCUUCCCAACCUCAUCCCUUCCGAGCUCGUCCGUGCCAACGACUUCAUCGGCUUCGUCAACGCCGUCCACGCCACGUUGGAGGAGCCGUUCGAAAAGCUUCUUGACCGCCUCAGCUCGCCGCCUCCGACGGUAAUCGUCGCCGACACUUACGUCUUAUGGGCGGUGCGUGUCGGAGAACGGAGGAACGUUCCGGUGGUUUCUCUCUGGACUAUGUCCGCCACGAUUCUCUCCCUCUUUCUUCACUCUGACCUACUCGUAAGUCACGGCCAUGCUCUGUCCGAACCAUCAGAAUCAAAAGAAGAGGAGAUCGUUGAUUACAUCCCCGGUUUACCUCCGACGAAGCUCCGGGAUCUUCCUCCGUUAUUCAAGAACUACCAAGUUUUCAAGAAAGGCGAGUUGUGUUUCGCUGAGCUCCCGAGAGCUAAGUGUCUUCUCUUCACCACCGCUUAUGAGCUUGAACGUAAAGCUAUAGACUUCUUAACCUCCAAGCUCGGUAUCCCGGUUUACUCUACUGGCCCGUUAAUACCCUUUGAGAAACUCUCCUUUGAGAAUAAACCGGAUUACAUCCGGUGGCUUGAUGAGCAAGCGGAAACCUCUGUUCUUUACGUUUCGCAAGGGAGUUUUCUCUCGGUUUCCGAAGCUCAGAUGGAUGAGAUAGUGGAAGGAGUCAAGGCGAGCGGAGUCCGGUUCCUUUGGGUGGCUCGUGGGGGAGAGUCGAAGCUGAAGAAGGCUUUUGAAGGUAGCGCGGGUGUAGUGGUGAGCUGGUGCGACCAGCUUCGUGUGUUGUGUCACGUGGCUGUAGGCGGGUUUUGGACACAUUGCGGGUUUAACUCGACUCUGGAAGGGAUGUAUUCAGGGGUGCCGAUGCUGGCGUUUCCUUUGUUUUGGGAUCAGAUUCUGAAUGCGAAGAUGAUCGUUGAGGACUGGAAAGUUGGGAUCAGGAUCGAGAGGAGGAAGAAGACGGAGGUUUUGAUAGUCAGAGAUGAGAUCAAGGAAGUGGUGAAGAGGUUGAUGGAUAGAGAGAGUGAAGACGGGAAGGAGAUGAGAAGAAGGGCAUGUGACCUCAGUGAGAUAUUUCAAGGAGCGGUUGAGGAAAUGGGGUCGUCUAAUGCUAACAUCGAUCAUUUCAUAAGGGAUAUUAACAAUACAACUUGAGGAUUAUUCUUCUUAUUUGUAGAUCAAUAGAUCUUUUAUUAGUCAAAUUGUUCUUUCGAGUCUCCUACCGUGUAUAUCUUUCUAAGAGGAUGGUUCUUGCUCGGA
Raphanus sativus (radish) is the source of this 1512-nucleotide messenger RNA. Its product is annotated as UDP-glycosyltransferase 87A2. Gene Ontology annotation, molecular function: UDP-glycosyltransferase activity. The transcript has 2 exons. The coding region runs from base 46 to 1407 and encodes 453 amino acids. The record is from RefSeq and is a predicted model, not a curated record. NCBI's taxonomy places the organism in Eukaryota, Viridiplantae, Streptophyta, Magnoliopsida, Brassicales, Brassicaceae.